GUUUUGUUGCUUGUGAAAGUGCUGAUAUAAGUAUAAUUGACAGUAUUUUGGGUAGAGUAGGUGCCGAAGACAGUGUUACAAAAGGCCUUAGCACCUUUAUGAUUGAAAUGAUUGAGACUUCUGGCAUCCUUAAGGUUGCUACAAAUAAAUCUUUGGUGAUCAUAGAUGAAUUAGGCAGGGGAACAUCAACUUAUGAAGGUUGUGGAAUUGCUUGGGCCAUUGCUGAAUACUUAGCUACUGAGGUAAAAUCAUUUACCCUAUUUGCUACUCAUUUCCACGAAAUAACGAGACUGGCUGAAGAUUGUUCUAAUGUUCGCAAUGCUCAUGUAUCCGCCUUAUGUGACGGCGAUGUUUUCACUUUAUUGUAUCGUAUUAGACCUGGUGUUUGUAAUAAAAGCUUUGGAAUACAAGUUGCUAGAAUGGCAAACUUUCCUGAAGAAGUUGUAAAGUAUGCUGAACAUAAGCAUUCAGAAUUAGAAGAUAACACAGUAGAUGCUGAUUUUAAAACUAUUGAGGAAGCUGAUAAAAUUAUUGAAAGUUUUCUAAAGAAAUGCAAGGAAGAUAUUUCGGAAUUGAAUGAUCAACAAUUGAAGCAAAAAUUGGAUUUAUGCUUUCAGGAACUAAAUGAAACCAAUAAUAAUUACUUGAAAGCACUUUUGACCAGAUUUAAGUUAUAGAUAAUGUCAAAUUUUAUUGAUAUUGUUUCUACACGUAAUAUA
Messenger RNA from Ctenocephalides felis (cat flea), 719 nucleotides. RefSeq names its product DNA mismatch repair protein spellchecker 1-like. The transcript is spliced from 4 exons. Gene Ontology annotation, biological process: mismatch repair; mitotic recombination. Gene Ontology annotation, cellular component: nucleus; MutSalpha complex. The record is from RefSeq and is a predicted model, not a curated record. The annotation marks the transcript as partial. Gene Ontology annotation, molecular function: ATP binding; mismatched DNA binding; ATP-dependent DNA damage sensor activity. NCBI's taxonomy places the organism in Eukaryota, Metazoa, Arthropoda, Insecta, Siphonaptera, Pulicidae.